AGAGGCGGUGCGGCACAGAGGAGCUCUCGCAUCACAAGGUGACCCCAGCUGCACCGCCACCACCGCCGUCACUGUCGACAAUACGCUCCGGCCACUCCGCGCCCACCCAGACGCCUGGCUUCUCUUUCUCCCUUCUGUAGCCAAGAUCUGUCGGACCUCUAGGGACCCUGGGAGCCGGGGGCUAGGAACUCACUUGGGGCUUUCCCUCUCCUGCCUCCGGAAAGCCCGGGAUGGAGAGCCGAAAGGACAUGGUCAUGUUUUUGGAUGGGGGACAGCUUGGCACUUUGGUUGGAAAGAGGGUCUCCAAUUUGUCCGAAGCCGUGGCAAGCCCGCUGCCAGAGCCGCCCGAGAAGAUGGUGCCCCGUGGCUGCCUGAGCCCGCGGGCCGGUCCUCCCGCCACCCGGGAGCGGGGCGGGGGAGGCCUGGAGGAGGAGCCGGUCGACGGACUAGCAGGCAGCGCUGCGGGGCCGGGCACCGAGCCGCGGGCAGCCGGGGCCGCCGCUCUCGGCCCGGGGCCUCCGGCCUCUUCCGCCGACAGCCUCUCCGGCCAGGGGCAACCUAGCAGCUCGGACACCGAGUCGGAUUUCUAUGAAGAAAUCGAGGUGAGCUGCACCCCGGACUGCGCCACGGGGAACGCCGAGUACCAGCACAGCAAAGGGCCGGGCUCUGAGGUACUGGCCAGCAGUCCCAACAGUGGCAGCGAGGCCCCAAAGAGCAACAACGGUGGCAGCUCGCAGGGCACCCUGGCUUGCAGUGCCAGUGACCAGAUGCGCCGGUAUCGCACCGCCUUCACGCGGGAGCAGAUUGCGCGGCUGGAGAAGGAAUUCUACAGGGAGAACUACGUAUCCAGGCCACGGAGAUGCGAGCUGGCCGCUGCCCUGAACCUUCCCGAAACUACCAUCAAGGUGUGGUUCCAGAACCGGCGCAUGAAGGACAAGCGGCAGCGGCUGGCCAUGACGUGGCCGCACCCGGCCGACCCUGCCUUCUACACGUACAUGAUGAGCCACGCGGCGGCCGCGGGCGGCCUGCCCUACCCCUUCCCGUCGCACCUGCCCCUGCCCUACUACUCGCCCGUGGGCCUGGGCGCCGCUUCCGCCGCCUCGGCUGCCGCCUCGCCCUUCAGCGGUCCGCUGCGCCCUCUCGACACCUUUCGCGUGCUGUCGCAGCCCUACCCGCGGCCAGAACUGCUGUGCGCCUUCCGCCACCCGCCGCUCUACCCCGGCCCGGCGCACGGACUGGGAGCCUCGGCCGGCGGCCCCUGCGCCUGCCUCGCCUGCCACAGCGGUCCGGCCAAUGGCCUGGCGCCCCGCUCCACCGCCGCCGCCGCCUCGGACUUCACCUGUGCCUCCACCUCCCGCUCGGACUCCUUCCUCACCUUCGCGCCCUCUGUGCUCAGCAAGGCCUCCUCCGUCGCGCUGGACCAGAGAGAGGAGGUGCCCCUCACGAGAUAAGGGGCCGCCCGCGGGCUGCCGGCUCCAGGACGCCCGUGGGGGGUCCCCCUCCGGGGACUCGGCCAGCGCCCCUCCCCGCCCCCAGGGCACCGAGGGGAAAGAAGAGGCCUGCGAAGGACAAGAGGGA
Messenger RNA from Pteropus alecto (black flying fox), 1578 nucleotides. It is a transcript of the gene EVX1, whose product is annotated as even-skipped homeobox 1. Gene Ontology annotation, molecular function: RNA polymerase II cis-regulatory region sequence-specific DNA binding; DNA-binding transcription factor activity, RNA polymerase II-specific. The coding region runs from base 231 to 1451 and encodes 406 amino acids. The transcript is spliced from 3 exons. Lineage: Eukaryota; Metazoa; Chordata; Mammalia; Chiroptera; Pteropodidae. Gene Ontology annotation, cellular component: nucleus. The record is from RefSeq and is a predicted model, not a curated record. Gene Ontology annotation, biological process: regulation of transcription by RNA polymerase II.